AUACAAUUCUGCGUCUAUUACUGCGUGCAUAUGGUCUGCGUGCCAAGUUGGAUAGGCACCGUCGUCGAAUGCAUGGCGUCAAAUGCGCAUGCCUCAACUUUGCCUUACCCUUCGCAUAAUUUGACUUUUCGAGGACUCAGAUCUUCAGAUUUUAGAGAUCUCGCGGUUUGAGUAUCCACCCCCACGUGUAUGAGCCCGAGGAAUGGUGAGGGCACAGACCUAGCUACGGCCAUAUGUCGACUCGAUCAGGUCGAUGCUCCUCUAGUAACUGCCAAACAAUCUGAUUUUCAAGGAGGCUCGUAAACGUAAACCUCGCAUAGUUUUCAGUUGCUAUAUCCCAUGAUUUUUGAAUGGAGGCCUCGGUAUACCAAGUUCCGAAGAGGUGAGAGCCCGAGAAGCUACCCGUGCGUCCUCGCCAUGUCUUGAAGAAUAUAAAAUGGCUCGCAACUUCAUUUAAUAUUCAUCACACUCGUGUACUAGCAUGUCCAUUGUCCGAGCCGUCCAACUUCUGUCCGCUUUACUUGUCGUCGGGGCCCAGACAGCUGGUGUAGCAACCUUCAAUGACUAUGAUGAUCAAGGGGGUGUAGCUUGUCCAGGUUUCACGUCCACCAACUCUCAAGGAAAUGGAGUUUACGCAGCUGCGAUGGGUGAUUUAUCACCCCUGUGGACUGGUCCUGAAUGCACCGGUAGCAUCAGUGGUAGCAACUGCGAUAAUUCUGGCGGAUGCCUCGACUGCACUGGCCCAUCUUGCAGUGGAGAGGGGCAGUGUGGCAGCUGUUACCAAAUCACCUGUAUGGAUUGUUACUUCCACUGGCUUGACAAGCGGAGCUUGUACGGGAAAUAGCAUUAUCGUUAAAGUGAUAGAUGCGUAAGUUAUCCCUGCCACUCACCCAGAGAACUAUUGCAAGCUCUCUCAAUUCGGAGGGGACACCCCACCUAACCAAUGCUGUGAAGCAAGCGGCGUGAAUGCAUUCGACAUCGCUACGAGUGCACAGAGCAUCCUGUCCACCUACAAAUACAAUCUGAACAU
Molecule: messenger RNA, 1030 nt
Organism: Serpula lacrymans var. lacrymans S7.9
Lineage: Eukaryota; Fungi; Basidiomycota; Agaricomycetes; Boletales; Serpulaceae
Exons: 10
Coding region: 482-844 (120 amino acids)
Source: RefSeq, a predicted model, not a curated record